AUGACUGCGCCCAAGAAGAACUUCCAUGUGGCCAUCGUCGGGGGUGGUAUCGCCGGCGUCACUCUAGCCAUCGCCCUGUACCACCGCAACAUCUCCGUCACCAUCUACGAGCAAGCCCACGAGUUCGCCGAAGUCGGCGCGGGGGUCGCCUUCGGCCCCAAUGCCGUCCAAGCCAUGAACUUCUGUCACGAGGGCAUCUACAACGCGUUCGAAAAGGUCUGCACCCGAAACCUCUGGCCCACGAAGCAAAAGGUGUGGUUCGACUAUCUGGACGGGUACAACAAGGGGCCCAACCCGGCGAACAACGGUCGCCAGGACAUCGAGUUCACCAUCUCCAACAGCGUGGGACAGAACGGCGUUCACCGCGCGCAUUUCCUCGACGAGUUGAUCAAGCUGGUGCCCAAGGAGAUUUCUCGCUUCAACCGGCGACUAGAGGACAUCCACGAGCGCAUUAGCGAUGGCAAGUUGAUCCUGAAGUUUGCCGAUGGAUCCGAGGAGGAAGCCGACGUGGUGAUCGGCUGCGAUGGAAUCAAGUCGCGGGUGCGCCAGCUUAUCGUGGGCGCCGACCAUCCCUCUGCGAAGCCGUCCUACACCCACAAGUACGCCUAUCGGGGACUGGUGCCCAUGGAUAAGGCGGUCGACGCGAUCGGGGAGGAAUUGGCUUCUAACGCCUGUAUGCAUAUGGGUCCCAGCGGCCACAUGCUGACCUUCCCCGUCAACAGGGGCAAAACGCUCAACAUCGUCGCCUUCCACACCAGCCCCGACGAAUGGGCCGAGUACCCCCGAUUGACGCGCCAGGGCACCCGCGACGAGGUCCUGCGCGACUUUGCCGGCUACGGCUCCAACGUGAUCAAUCUGUUGAAGUUGACCGAUCCCGAACUCAGCGUGUGGGCUAUUUUCGACCUGGGUGAAAACCCUGUGCCGACCUUCCACAAGGGCCGGGUGGCUAUCUCCGGGGACGCCGCGCACGCCACCUCGCCGCACCACGGGGCCGGCGCUGGGUUCUGUAUCGAGGAUACCGCCGUCCUGGCUGCUCUGCUGGAAGACGAGUGGGUGCAGACGCACAAGGACCUCAAGGCCGCCCUGGCAGCGUUUGACGAGAAUCGCCGCGAGCGCACGCAGUGGUUGGUGCAGAGCAGUCGGUUUAUCGGCGACUGCUACGAGUGGCGUGCGGAUGGCGUGGGCGGCGACUUUCAGAAGAUUGAAGCGGCGAUUAACCACCGGAAUGGGAUCAUCGCCAAUGUGGAUAUCGGUCAGAUGUGCGACGACGCACGGAAGCAACUGGAGCAGAGGCUUCAUGCGGAGAAGGCCUCCUUAUAG
Molecule: messenger RNA, 1320 nt
Organism: Aspergillus ibericus CBS 121593
Lineage: Eukaryota; Fungi; Ascomycota; Eurotiomycetes; Eurotiales; Aspergillaceae
Product: salicylate hydroxylase
Exons: 3
Coding region: 1-1320 (439 amino acids)
Biological process (GO): secondary metabolite biosynthetic process
Molecular function (GO): FAD binding
Source: RefSeq, a predicted model, not a curated record